AUGAAGGACGGGAUCGCCAACAACAGCACGGCCAGCAUCUCCCAAGCCAGGAAAGCUGUGGAGCAGCUGAAGAUGGAGGCCUGCAUGGAUAGGAUAAAGGUAUCCAAAGCAGCCGCAGACCUGAUGGCGUACUGCGACGCCCACAUACGCGAGGACCCCCUCAUUGUGCCCGUCCCUGCCUCCGAGAACCCUUUCCGGGAGAAGAAGUUCUUCUGCACCAUCCUCUGAUGACCCGCGGGUAGAGCUGUACAGGUGCAGGCAUGGUGUUGCCUGGCUUCUCUGUCUUCACCACACCUGAAGCUACUGGCCAUAGGCAUUGAGUUGAGUUUUGCCAGGUGGACACUCUGUUGUUGGUCAGCUCUGUCCUGGUGGCUGAAGGUUUUGGGGGGAGUCGGCUACCAAACUGGCAACCCAGUGAGCGUAUCAUGUCUUGUUAAAUAGGUUUGUUAUUGCUUUGUUAUUAGAGAACAGCCUUGCUCAGUGCUUAAUGAGAUGAGAGAUGUUUUUUUUUUUUUUCUUUCUUUCUUUUUCGUUUCUUUUCUUGUGCUAGAUCUUAACUCGCCUCAGGAAACAGAAAUUUGCCCAGCAUCUGCAACUUUUUUAAACAUUUAUUCCCAUUCCCUUUAUCCGAAUAAUAAUAAUUAAAAAAAGCAUAAAUCUUUGUAUUACCUUGAAUAUAAUUUGAGUUAGUUUUCUUUUUUUUUAUUAUUAUUUUAUUGCUCUCAGUGUGCACGUUUGACUAUUUGUAGCAACACUUACUGAAAGCACCACUGGAAUUCGACACUUCCCUCACUAGUGGUUUCAGUUUCAAUUUGCCUCCAGAGUCGCCGACAAUUAACCCGCCUCGUUUUAGCGCUGCAGUAAAGUCAGCUUCAGAUUGAGUGCACAGAAACACCAACCUGAUCCCACGUAGUAAAUAAUUU
Messenger RNA from Stegastes partitus (bicolor damselfish), 923 nucleotides. It is a transcript of the gene gng4, whose product is annotated as G protein subunit gamma 4. Gene Ontology annotation, molecular function: G-protein beta-subunit binding. Gene Ontology annotation, cellular component: heterotrimeric G-protein complex. Gene Ontology annotation, biological process: G protein-coupled receptor signaling pathway. Bases 1 to 228 code for a protein of 75 amino acids. The record is from RefSeq and is a predicted model, not a curated record. The transcript is spliced from 2 exons. Lineage: Eukaryota; Metazoa; Chordata; Actinopteri; Pomacentridae.